Messenger RNA from Cololabis saira (Pacific saury), 1863 nucleotides. It is a transcript of the gene lgi3, whose product is annotated as leucine-rich repeat LGI family, member 3. The record is from RefSeq and is a predicted model, not a curated record. Gene Ontology annotation, biological process: regulation of exocytosis. The transcript is spliced from 9 exons. Bases 52 to 1698 code for a protein of 548 amino acids. NCBI's taxonomy places the organism in Eukaryota, Metazoa, Chordata, Actinopteri, Beloniformes, Belonidae. Gene Ontology annotation, molecular function: protein binding. Gene Ontology annotation, cellular component: synaptic vesicle.
CUCUAGAAAGCUCCCUCACGCAGCUUCCCUUCACUCCCGCUGGUUGCCAGGAUGCUGGAGCUCCAAGCGAGAUGGGUGAGGCUGCUAUGUUUGUCGCUGCUGUGUCUCUGUCUCUGCCUGCCGAGGGAAUCCUACGCCAGGAGAGCCCCCAAGGUUCCCCGCUGUCCUACGACCUGCUCCUGCACCAAAGACAGUGCCUUCUGCGUGGACACCAAGACCAUCCCCAAGAGCUUCCCCCCAGGAAUCAUCUCUCUGACGAUGGUGAACGCAGCCUUCACAACCAUCCCGGAGGGGGCCUUCUCUCACCUGCACCUGCUGCAGUUCCUGCUCCUGAACUCCAACACCUUCACCAUGAUAGCGGACGAUGCCUUCGCUGGUCUGUCUCACCUGCAGUACUUGUUCAUUGAGAAUAAUGACAUACAGGCUCUGUCCAAGUAUACCUUCAGGGGGCUCAAAUCUCUCACUCACCUAUCUCUCUCAAACAACAACCUGCAGCAGCUGCCCAGAGAUCUGUUCAGACACCUGGACAUCCUCACGGACCUAGACCUGCGAGGGAACUCGUUCCGCUGCGACUGUAAGAUCAAGUGGCUGGUGGACUGGAUGGAGAAGACCAACACGUCCGUCCCCGCCAUCUACUGCGCCAGCCCCUUUGAGUUCCAGGGUCGCAGGAUCCACGACCUCACGCCGCGAGACUUCAACUGCAUCAGCGCAGAUUUUGCUGUGUAUGAAACCUUCCCUUUCCACUCGGUGUCAGCCGAGUCCUACGAGUUCAGUGGAGACCAGUUUGUGGCCUUUGCCCAGCCCGAUACGGGGUUCUGCACCCUGUAUAUCUGGGAUCACGUGGAGAUGGUCUUCAGGAGGUUUCACAACAUUACUUCUCGCUCUGCCGUUUACUGCAAACCAGUGGUGAUAAACAACACUCUGUACAUGGUGGUGGCUCAGCUCUUUGGUGGAUCUCAUAUAUACAAGUGGGAAGACGACCCCCAGCGCUUUGUAAAGAUCCAGGACAUCGACACGAGCCGGGUCAGGAAGCCCAACUUCGUGGAGACCUUCCAGCUGGACGCAGAGUGGUACUUCAUCGUGGCCGACAGCUCCAAGGCCGGCUCCACCAGCAUCUACCGCUGGAACAGCAACGGCUUCUACUCCCACCAGUCUCUGCACCCCUGGCAUCGGGACACCCACGUGGAGUUCCUGGACGUCGGGGGGAAGCCUCACCUCAUCCUCUCCAGCGCCUCUCAGCCUCCGGUGGUUUAUCAGUGGAACAGAAACCUGAAGCAGUUCGCUUUCCACUCCCAGAUCACCGAGCUCGCCGACGUGCAGAUGGUUAAGCAUUUUUGGGUGAGGAAAGUCCUUUACCUGUGUCUCACGCGCUUCAUCGGUGACUCCAAGAUCCUCCGUUGGGAGGGACAGCGUUUUGUAGAGAUCCAGACUCUGCCCUCCCGGGGUUCGAUGGCGGUGUAUCCGUUUACAGUGGGGCUCCGGCAGUACCUCAUUCUCGGGAGUGAUUUCUCCUUCUCCAGAGUAUAUCUGUGGGACGACCUCACUCAGCGCUUUCAGCCCUUCCAGGAGCUCAACAUGCGAGCCCCGAGAGGGUUUAACUUGGUGACCGUCGACAACAAGGACAUGCUUCUGGCCGCCAGCUUCAAGGGCAACACCCUGGCCUACCAGCACCUGGUGGUGGAUCUCAGUGCCAAAUGAACCCGUUCCACAGCUGAAUCUAGGGAUGGGCGGUAUGGACUAAAAAAUGUAUCACGAUCAUUUCUGGCAUUUAUCCCGAUAACGAUAAAAAUGACGAUAAAAAAAAUACCAAUUCAACUCCACCUUUGUAACUAUAAAUCUAUCUCGCUCUCAGAUCCGCCAUGU